GAUGCCAGAUGUAAUGAUGCUUCUCCAACGGAGCCGGAUCCGAAGGGUUUGGUGUCUCUGGUCUGUGUGAGGGGCAAAAUCGGAAACCCACCUCCUAUAAAUUCCACCGAGCUUCUCAUGCUCUGACCAUGUCGUUGCCAUUUCUCUCUGAAAGUCUCUGCUCCUCUUCUCCGUGUUCUUCACUGCUAAUCUUCGGAGGCUACGAAAAUGGUGAAGAUCUGUUGUAUUGGAGCCGGAUAUGUCGGUGGCCCGACCAUGGCAGUUAUUGCACUGAAAUGCCCAGACAUUGAAGUGGCAGUUGUGGAUAUCUCUGUUCCUCGUAUCAAUGCCUGGAACAGCGACCAGCUUCCCAUCUACGAGCCAGGUCUCGACGACGUCGUGAAACAGUGCCGUGGCAGGAACCUUUUCUUCAGCACCGACGUGGAGAAACACGUCAGGGAAGCUGACAUCGUCUUUGUCUCUGUCAACACCCCGACUAAGACGAGGGGUCUUGGAGCCGGCAAAGCUGCGGACCUGACUUACUGGGAGAGCGCUGCCCGUAUGAUCGCUGAUGUGUCUGAAUCCGACAAGAUUGUGGUCGAGAAGUCGACUGUCCCGGUCAAAACUGCCGAAGCCAUAGAAAAGAUUCUGACCCACAACAGCAAGGGGAUCAAGUUCCAGAUUCUGUCGAACCCCGAGUUUCUCGCGGAGGGAACCGCAAUCGAGGACCUUUUCAAACCGGACCGGGUCCUCAUCGGAGGCCGGGAAACUCCAGAAGGGCUAAAAGCCGUCCAAGCUUUGAAGUCUGUCUACGCUCACUGGGUCCCCGAAGACUGUAUCCUAACCACCAACUUGUGGUCGGCCGAGGUUUCCAAGCUGGCGGCCAACGCCUUCUUGGCACAGAGGAUUUCAUCCGUCAACGCCAUGUCGGCUCUAUGCGAAGCCACCGGAGCCGACGUCAUGGAAGUGUCCUACGCCGUCGGUAAGGACUCGAGAAUCGGUCCCAAGUUCUUGAAUGCGAGCGUCGGGUUCGGCGGCUCGUGUUUCCAGAAAGACAUCCUGAAUCUGGUUUACAUCUGCGAGUGCAACGGCCUGCCCGAGGUAGCGGAAUACUGGAAACAAGUGAUCAAGAUCAACGAUUACCAGAAGAGCAGGUUCGUGAACCGGGUCGUCUCCUCCAUGUUCAACACGGUCUCGAAUAAGAAGGUUGCUGUUCUUGGGUUCGCCUUCAAGAAAGACACGGGGGACACCCGGGAGACGCCGGCCAUCGACGUGUGCAAGGGCCUGUUGGGAGACAAAGCACGGCUAAGCAUAUACGACCCGCAGGUGACGGAGGACCAGAUCCAGAGGGACCUGACCAUGAACAAGUUCGACUGGGACCACCCUCUUCACUUGCAGCCCAUGAGCCCGACCACCGUGAAACAAGUGACGGUCACGUGGGACGCGUACGAGGCGGCAAAGGACGCUCACGGGGUUUGCAUCCUGACCGAGUGGGGCGAGUUCAAGAACCUCGACUACCAGAGGAUCUUCGACAAUAUGCAGAAACCGGCGUUCGUGUUCGACGGAAGGAACGUGGUCAACGCGGAGAAGCUAAGAGAGAUUGGGUUCAUAGUCUACUCCAUUGGUAAGCCACUCGACCCAUGGCUCAAGGACAUGCCGGCCGUGGCUUGAAGGGGGGUGGGGGUGGCUCUGGUUAUGGUGAUGACGUGGCAACCGAUCUGCACGGCCCGAUUCUUUUUCUUGAUAUCUAUUUUCUUCGCUCAUUUCUGAAAUAUCUUUUUUAAAUCUUUAUUCAUAUAAUUUCUGUAUGUGAAUCGUGAGACUCUUUUUUGUUACAUUUUUCAUGAGAGUGAUUUUUUUUUUAGUUAAUAAAAUCAGUUUCUUCUUAA
Molecule: messenger RNA, 1868 nt
Organism: Tarenaya hassleriana
Lineage: Eukaryota; Viridiplantae; Streptophyta; Magnoliopsida; Brassicales; Cleomaceae
Product: UDP-glucose 6-dehydrogenase 2-like
Exons: 2
Coding region: 208-1650 (480 amino acids)
Biological process (GO): glycosaminoglycan biosynthetic process
Cellular component (GO): cytosol; nucleus
Molecular function (GO): UDP-glucose 6-dehydrogenase activity; NAD binding
Source: RefSeq, a predicted model, not a curated record